CAGUCUAGCAGGAGGCUUUCUACUGUCCAGACCAGCUUUUUCGGAAUACAACAUCUAAAUUUUAGUGCCAGAUUUUCCUCUACAAAUUUUCCAAAAUGAAAAAUUUAAAACUUUUGGCUCCUCUUUCUCAAAUUAUUAAGCCCGUUCGUAGGCAAAGUGUUUCGCGAGUUAACGCUCUUCUGAUAAAUGUACCUCGAGUGCAGAUCUCGAAGGGAAAGAAUAAUUACCUUUUGAUGGUCAUUCACAUGCAUGGCCUAACCAAAUUUGGACGUACAAUCGUUCGCGGAUCCGAUUCAAAAAAUCACGAGCAAAUUUUUGAGGAAACAAAAGUGGAAAUGGAUGAAAUUGGCAUUUGUACAAAGUGCUUGGGUGGAGGAUUCAUUAAAAACAAGGAAGAAGAGAGGUUUAUUAAGAUUUAUGGCUGCUGCAAGACCUUUGGAGAAGCGCCCCACGGCAGGACUAAGGAUAUACUGCUGUCUUGGACCAAGUACCAGCACUUUAAUAUCGUCUUGCCGAAAAAGAAUAUGAACGCGUUUGAAGAAGCAGCACCAAAGGAAUAAACAAAUAAGAACAAUAAUAAAAGGCUGUGACGUCGUUUGAACAUUU
Messenger RNA from Drosophila ficusphila, 606 nucleotides. Its product is annotated as sex-regulated protein janus-B. The transcript has 3 exons. Gene Ontology annotation, cellular component: cytosol. Bases 96 to 560 code for a protein of 154 amino acids. The record is from RefSeq and is a predicted model, not a curated record. Lineage: Eukaryota; Metazoa; Arthropoda; Insecta; Diptera; Drosophilidae. Gene Ontology annotation, biological process: peptidyl-histidine dephosphorylation. Gene Ontology annotation, molecular function: protein histidine phosphatase activity.